AUGAGCGGCUCUUUCGACAAGAAGCUCUCCAGCAUCCUCACCGACCUCUCGGGCUCGCUGAGCUGCCAUGCCUCCUCCUCCAAGGACUCUCCCACCUUACCCGAGUCCUCCGUCACCGAUUUGGGCUACUACACCAGCCAACAUGACUACUAUCCGGGGCAAUCUUACAGCCAACCUGUCAGCCACUAUCCCUACCACCAAUUUAACCUCAAUGGCAUCGGAACUGCCGGCACCUACUCGCCCAAAUCCGAUUAUUCCUACAGCCCUUCCUACCGCCAGUACGGCCACUUCAGGGACCAGCAGCUCCCAGCUCAGGAAGCAGUCUCAGUGAAGGAGGAGCCGGAGCCGGAGGUGCGGAUGGUCAACGGGAAACCCAAGAAGAUCCGCAAACCCCGCACCAUCUACUCCAGUUACCAGCUGGCAGCUCUGCAGCGCCGCUUCCAGAAAGCCCAAUACCUGGCACUGCCCGAACGGGCCGAACUGGCUGCCCAACUGGGGCUCACCCAGACGCAGGUGAAGAUUUGGUUCCAGAACCGUCGCUCCAAGUUCAAGAAGCUCUACAAGAACGGCGAGGUCCCCCUGGAGCACAGCCCCAACAACAGUGACUCCAUGGCCUGCAACUCCCCCCCUUCCCCGGCUGUUUGGGACAGUAACUCACACGGCACCGCGCCGGGCCGGACCCCUCUCCCUCAACCUCUUCCUUACAACUCAUCCUCGGGAUUUUUGGAGGAGCACAACCCUUGGUAUCACCCCCAGACCCUCAGCGGACCCCACGGACCCCACCAACCACCCCCAGCCACCACGAUGCAUCACACCUCCCCGGGGCCCCCUCCCACCACCGGCGCCGUCUAUUAA
Messenger RNA from Calypte anna (Anna's hummingbird), 855 nucleotides. It is a transcript of the gene DLX3, whose product is annotated as distal-less homeobox 3. Bases 1 to 855 code for a protein of 284 amino acids. Gene Ontology annotation, biological process: epithelial cell differentiation; regulation of transcription by RNA polymerase II; embryo development. Gene Ontology annotation, molecular function: RNA polymerase II cis-regulatory region sequence-specific DNA binding; DNA-binding transcription factor activity, RNA polymerase II-specific. NCBI's taxonomy places the organism in Eukaryota, Metazoa, Chordata, Aves, Apodiformes, Trochilidae. The record is from RefSeq and is a predicted model, not a curated record. The transcript is spliced from 3 exons.